CACAACAGAAAUCUCAUCAUCUGAGCACUAACUGGAGAUCAUUUCACUGCAUCUGCUCUCAAUCAUGGAAUUCUGGUUCAUCUUUCUCUCCCUCUGCAUCUGCUUUGUUCUCAAGUUGCUUCUCAAUCUCAUCCUAGAUAAGAAAUAUAACAAAAGAGAACACAAACUCAAACCCCCACUCCCCCCAGGACCCUUUACUUUUCCCAUCAUAGGAAACUUCUUUUGGCUGCGUAAAUCCUUCCUAGAUCUUGAGCCAAUUCUAAGAGAGUUACAUGCUAAAUAUGGCCCAAUUGUUACUCUCUAUAUUGGUUCCCAACGAGCUAUAUUUAUAAGAUCACAUGAUCUUGCCCACGAAGCCCUCAUCAAGAAUGGAGCUAUCUUUGCUAGUCGAUCUUCGGUCACCGGCGGAGGCCGCCAGCUGAUAACUCGAUUCAACAUCAGCUCAUCGGGAUAUGGCCCAGUCUGGCGGCUUCUCCGCCGCAACCUUACGACGGAGAUGCUCCACCCUUCUCGUUUGAAGUAUUAUGCUCAUGCCCGGAGAUGGGUAUUGCAGGUAAUAACCAACAAGCUCAAAGCUGAAUCACAAUUCGGAAGGGCUGUUCCUGUGAAGAAUCACAUCCAAUAUGCAAUGUUUUCCUUAUUAGUGUUCAUGUGCUUUGGUAAAAAAUUUGAUGAGAAGGAAGUUAGAGAGAUUGAAGCCAUCCAAAGUACCCUCUUUGGAAAUUCCAUAAGGUUCGCUCCUCUCGAUUUCUUUCCAUGGUUGACGAGGAUUUUCUUUCAAAAGCUGUGGAAUGAACUCCAAGAGAUCCUAAGUAAACAAGAAAAUCUCUUCAUCCCUCUCAUCAGAGCUCGUGAAGAAAGAAGAAAGAACGCAAAUUCAAAGCUAGAGGAAGAUUUUGUCAACUCAUAUGUUGAUACAUUGCUCGAUCUCAACCUCCCAGAGGAUGGAAGAAAGCUCAGUGAAGCUGAAAUGGUGAGUUUAUGUUCAGAGUUUCUCAUCGGAGGUACAGACACAACAUCCACAGCACUGCAAUGGAUAUUGGCUAAUUUGGUGAAGCACCAACAUAUACAAUCAAAGCUGAGUGAGGAAAUUGAGGGAGUAGUGGGACCUGGAGAGGAAAUCAAGGAAGAAGAUUUAAAGAAGAUGCCGUAUCUAAAGGCGGUGGUGCUCGAGGGCCUACGGCGGCAUCCGCCGGCACAUUUCUUAGUACCACAUGCAGUCACAGAAGAUACAACAUUCAAUGGUUAUCUGAUACCGAAGAAUGCUACUACUGUGAAUUUCACAGUAGCAGAGAUCAGUCGGGACCCACAGGCUUGGGAGGAUCCAAUGGAGUUCAGGCCAGAGAGGUUUUUGAGUAGUAUUGUCGGAGGGGAAGAGGUGAUUGAUAUAACAGGGAAGAAGGAGAUUAAAAUGAUGCCAUUUGGUGCAGGGAGAAGGAUCUGCCCUGGUCUUGAUUUGGCAAUGCUUCAUUUAGAGUAUUUUGUGGCCAAUUUGGUCAGGGACUUUGAAUGGAAGGCUAGAGAUGGAGAAGAUGUUGAUUUAUCAGAGGAGAUACAGUUCACGGUUGUGAUGAAGAAUCCAUUGCAUGCCCUUAUCUAUUCAAGGAUAAAGUAGGGUGGGUUCCUUUCUUUUUUGUUAACCAAGGUGUCAAGAUCAGUUUACGCACACCUUGAUUAAUCGUUGGGAAGACUAGCACAGCAACCUACCACCACGGUCUUCACUUAACCAUUUGAGCAAACCACAGGAUGGGUGGUAGAGUGGGUUCCCUUUGUCUUUUCUAAUAUUACCUAAUUAGAUUUAUAGUAUUAUGUCAUUUGCUAUGGAACUGGUGGUAAUUAUAAGAAUGGGUAUGUUAUUAUUUACUCUUUUUUCUUUUUUAAUAAAAAUCUGCCUUUUUGUAA
Molecule: messenger RNA, 1902 nt
Organism: Macadamia integrifolia
Lineage: Eukaryota; Viridiplantae; Streptophyta; Magnoliopsida; Proteales; Proteaceae
Product: cytochrome P450 89A2-like
Exons: 2
Coding region: 65-1615 (516 amino acids)
Cellular component (GO): membrane
Molecular function (GO): oxidoreductase activity, acting on paired donors, with incorporation or reduction of molecular oxygen, NAD(P)H as one donor, and incorporation of one atom of oxygen; heme binding; iron ion binding
Source: RefSeq, a predicted model, not a curated record